Linnemannia hyalina is the source of this 6462-nucleotide messenger RNA. Lineage: Eukaryota; Fungi; Mortierellomycota; Mortierellomycetes; Mortierellales; Mortierellaceae. The record is from the annotation of a GenBank genome assembly.
AUGGAGAUCACCAUCCUCGGAGAAUACAGACCAUUCGGGUCUGAACCCUCUCUUAAAACCUCAACGACAACAAAGCCCACACAGGGACCUUCUUCACAAACAGCACGCUCUAGUGCACAUACGCCCUUUGCAUCUACCAGCCGAGCGAGACCACGCUAUGGACUGUACCCGCCGACAUACGACGACAUUGUCCAAGGCAACCUUGAUGCCCAGAACGGAGCCACCGACGCCAGCAACUAUCAACCCAGCACAAACAACAACAGCGGGGCAAGCUCGCUCAGCAGGAUAGGUCCUCGAGGGUAUGAUACUGAAAUCGUCGUCAGGGGCGCCAAGGUCACUUGGGCUCAGGGAGGCGUACUUCGUAUGUCCGUCGAUUUCUCGUCCGAGAACGAGGUUGUCCAACACACUCUGAUUGCCUGGCUCCUGGUCAACAACUCCUCCAAAACAAAAUCGGUCCGCGGACCUGAUCGCGAGAUGGAGAACGAUGAUGUAUAUAAUUUCGGGCAAAACCAACAGCGACCUUCGACCAACAACACAGCCUCCAUGGACCGGGAAUGUCGACAACAGGCUCUUGUGGUGGUCCUCAAAGAUACCGUUCGCGUCUACUUCACGGGCGGCGAGACACACUCAGUUCAUCUUCCUUUUGCUGUCCACAAUGUCUGGGCACUCGAUCUCGGUUUGAUGCUGGAGCGAAAAACAGAGCCCGAGGAGGACCUAGAGGAGAUUGAGGAUGGUUCGGGACUGGCGCGGUUUUAUAUGACCAUGGAUCCUUUGAACGAGUUCCAAGCCGUGACGCUCUUCAGACUACCGGCCAAAGAUGCGUCUUCACCGGUGACACUGUCGCAGGAGGAUGUGCCGCGGAUCAGACAUCUGGGUGGCACAGUUGGCGACAUUCUCAACACCUGUGUCUUCAUAUCCUCCUACGAGACAGUGGACAAUAUUGUAGUCACAUUCGACCUUCUGCUCAAGCAUCACCGUGUUUGGCGGUACGGGUCCAAGAUGCCGACUUCUCUGCCGUUUUCAAGGAUCGUGCCCGAGGAGGGGAUGCAAAUAUCUGGCGAUCAUGAUGAGGAGUUGGAUACGGACCUUCAGAUGCGUACUGACACUUACUUUUACGAAAUCGCGAGUGAUAUCCACCCAGCGUCGGCAAACUCCAAGAUUAUGAGUGCUCAUGCACUCGAUGGCUCGCCUGUUGUUUGCGUGUUCGACCAGGAUGCCGACAAGAUCUCUUGUUACCGAAUCAUCGCCAACCAGCUUACGAUUCAUCUCUGGACAAGACCCGCUCGCUCGGCGAUUUCUUUGGAAGGAACUCGCAAGUUUUAUCGCGACAUUCUGUUGGUCACCCCCGAAGGAGCUCUCCUACUCUGGACUGGAUACGCGGACGAAUUCAUUCCGUGUCAUGUCGACGUCGAUAUCGAGAAGUUCAAGCGCCACAAGAAUAGCACUUCUGGACAACCGCCCAAGUCACAUGCGAUUGAUCAUCUUGGGUCAUUCCGGAUCAAGAGUUCAAUCUUUAAAAAGGACAAGGACGCCAUCAUUACAGAGGUCCGAGAUGCAGUCGAAGACAGGUUCAAUAUCAUUCUUGGAAGCGGGACCAUCAUCCGGGCAAGACUCGACUUUGUAGUCAGGUCUAGUCUAGUGCAGGAGUGUUUGGACGCCAUCAGUUUCGCCAUGCCAAUCGAGAUUCUCUGGGAUUUUCGUCACCGAUUUCUCCAGCUGCAGUACAGCAGUGAGUCCAAGUACGAAACAGUGCCAGCCACGGACGAAUGGGGAAACUUUUCUGCCACACUUCUCUCGUACUGCGAUCCUAGCUUCCAUCCUACCGGGUUGACGUCACCAACCCUCUCGUCUCGGUCUCUCCCUUCGGUCGCCAAGAAACCUGACGUGUCGGAACUCGACUGGAACUUUUUCUUGGAUUCAGACGUCCACCAGCGCAUGUUCGACCAUCCAGCCUUUCAAGGAGAUGCCUCUGACCUUCCCACAUCGACGAGUAAUCCGUACACAGAGGUGGUCAUUCGAGCACAACGGAUGGCAAGACUCAGAGGCCCAUCCACGCGGCAGUCGUUCAAUCUGGACCUGGUCAAGUUUUACACAUUUAUUCUCGUCGCACUCCAUCUCGUCUACGUGGACCGUAGUCUGAACAUUGUCACUUCUCAGCAACGGGAGCUAGAGCCAUUGCUGAAGCAAUUGGCUCGCCUCGUAGGAUGGAAGACGUGGGAAGACUUUUACGCCCGGCGGGAUUUUUCCACGACCAAGCGGGUAGAGAUGCCUGAGGUGUUCAUGGAAGGAGAAACUUUGCCGCUGGAGCUGUUCCAAUUUGAUCCGCCGGACAUAUUCAACUGGAUCGUCGACAUGGUAACACGACCACAAGAGACCCCAGUCUUUCCCACUCUGGACGCCCUUUCUUCGAUUCGCGAACCAGAACCAGGCCUUUCGCUCAUCCCAGCUGCUGUACCAUGUGAGCUGACUCGCAAGGUCACAACUUUCUAUACUGCGCUGAUGGAUGGCGAGACUGCUGACCAGAGUGCAGUUAGAGCCAUUGUCGAGGAAAGGUUCAGCACCACACAGCUGGAUCAACUACCUUUUGGGAUUUCAGUUCCUCUCAGGGAGGCUCUCUGGAAGUGCCGCAACAAUCCGCCACCAGACAUGGACUCAUACGCGCUCUCCUUUAUCGGCAGGAACGAUCUUGCAGAGCUAAAGUCCAACCGGAUGCCCGGGUAUUAUAUAAAGCCCAUCUCUCAAGUGACCGAUGCGCCGAAGCGCCAGGAUAUCGCGACGCUCUGCAAGGAGGACACACCCCAGGAACGAGAGAACGAUAUGGAGAGUACGGGAACAGAGAUUGCAGAGGCAGAGAUCACCAACAUGCGAUUCGGAGCCGACAAGCGGAUAGAGGAGACACAAAAGAUGCUCCAGUCUUCAGUCAUGCUCAAAAUUCGACCCAAGGACGAACCCGGUUUGAACGAGGACGAUUUGAGGAUAUCUCAUCAAGAGGUUCUUCGAAAACUUGCGCUGCGAACUUUGGCCUUGCCUGUUGGACGUGCGAUCUUGACCUUUGGAACCGUGACCCAAAUCUUGACCCAGCGGUGCCCCUUUCCAGAUAUUACGCUGACGGCCAAAAUUUUACCCGUGUACGGCGAGACCGAGUUUGACAUUUCCCUUCUUGGUGGAGACCAGGCCAUGAGUUGGCCAUUGUUCAACAAUGGCGUCGCUGCAGGACUCAGGAUCUCGUCGACCAGCAAGGAUGUGAGCCCUUCGUGGAUCAUCUACAAUCGACCCGACAACCUCAGCUGUAACCAUGCUGGAUUUCUGCUCGCCCUCGGCUUAACUGGUCAUCUCAAGAAACUCGCCUGGUCACAUGUCUGGCGAUAUCUCUCAUACAAGCACGAGCUGACCUCGACUGGACUCCUUCUCGGCCUCUCGUGCGCUUAUGUCGGCACCAUGAACACUGCCACCACCAAGUUAUUGUUCCUGCAUGCACCUGCCUUGCUUCCCAAGGAUGGGUCCGAGUUUAACCUGUCGCUCUUGACACAGGUUGCCUGCGUGUUGGGAAUCGGUCUCGUUUAUGCGGAGACCUCGAAUCGACGGAUGGCUGAGGUGAUGUUGACAGAGAUUGGGUCGACGUGGGGUCAUUUCUUGGAGCUGUCGAGUAACCUGCAGGAGGCUCAUUCGGUUGCUGCAGGAUUCGGGCUUGGCCUGAUUACACUCGGACAGGGAAACAAGCCUAUGGGUCUCCGAGAUAUGAAGAUUGUCGAUGUCUUGUUGAGCUACAUGCCUGGAAGCGCAGACAGGCCACGGCGGCCUCAGAACUACGGAAUGGCAGAUGGAAAUGCUCCAUACCCAGGGAUGGACGAUAUGAGCGGCUCUCGCAGGCAUACGGGAGUAGAUCUGACUGGCACUGGCGCAACCAUUGCGAUGGGUCUGAUGUAUCUCAAGACAAGCAGCCGAUCUAUUGCUGCCAAAUUGGCUGUGCCCGAGACGCAGUACUUGCUGGACUACCUCAACCCCAACUCUCUCAUGUUGCGAGUCAUCUGCAGGGCGAUUGUUCUUUGGGACGAGAUCACCCCUUCCGAGGAUUGGGUUCUUUCCCAAGUGCCAGAGUUCCUGCGAGACGUCAAGACAGGAGGACCACCAAAGACAGAAACUGGACCUCAGUCCUACUACAGUAUCCGCGCUGGUGCUUGCUUCGCAAUUGGUCUCCGGUUCGCAGGCAGCGGUAACGAGGCAGCCUACAAGUGCAUCCAUCAGCAUCUCGACAUGUUUCUCGAGCUCGGGCGCGUCAGUCAAGACGAGUCGUACGAGGACAGCAUUACAAUGGCGACUAUGCGGACAUGCUUGGAUGUGACGACAAUGGCUACCUCGAUGGUGAUUGCUGGUUCGGGCCGAAUCGAUUUCCUCCGCACGCUUCGCAAGCUGCACAAACGGAUAAAGGGUGACACCAACUACGGCAGCCAUAUGGCCUAUCACAUGGCCCUUGGCUUUUUGUUCCUCGGCGGAGGAAGCUGUACCCUCGGAACCACCAACCGGUGUGUGGCAGCACUUCUGUGCAGUCUUUAUCCACGCCUGCCCAUCGAUCCCAUGGACAAUCGCGGUCACUUGCAGGCGUUUCGACAUUUGUGGGUUCUAGCUGUUGAGCCAAGAUGUUUAGUGACAAGGGAGGCCAGUACUGGCGCCUACUGUCCUGUUCCUGUGACAGUCCAUCUUAAGCCAACGGUCCAUCAACCCCAGUCACAAGCAGGCGAAGGCCAGGAUGCUAUGUUGGUUCCUGAAGUGCCAGUUAUUCCGGCUUCUCAGGAAUCAGAGUACACUGGUCUUAACCCCAAUGUUACGCUAGACAUAGCCAGGACGCCGUACUCGACCUCCAAGCUGUCGAUGAUGACCCCUUGCCUUCUCCCGGAGCUAUCGACCAUCUCCAAGAUUGAGAUUAAAGGGGCUCGAUACUGGCCGAUUACGUUGGAUUUCAACAAUGAGAAGGAGGACUAUGCGCAGAUGUGGAGGAUUCUCAAGUCUGGAUCGAUCGCGGUGAUGAGACGGAUUGGACAUUUGAGCUAUUCCGAGGAUCACUCCGGAAUGCGUGGGAUCCUUGCACGGCCAUUUCCUAAGGUUCUUACGGGCGAAGGAAUGGAGGGCGAUGGUGUUGAGGAGAGUGGUGGGCCGAGACGGGAGAGGCGAAAAAAGUUGGAGCGUCUGGUCGAGAUGCGCAGGCAGCGGACGUUGGGAAAGACAUUUAUCCAUUCCAGUGCAGAGACUUUUUCGAAGACUGCGGGCUCAUUCGCUGGUGGUGCUGGUCGAUCGAUAGAGGGCGGAGGACGGUUUUCGUUGCAGGAUACCUUUGACAUUGGAUCUCUCAAGGAUGAGCUUGAGCCUGACUCUGCGUUGUUUGGACAGGACUUUUCAUUGACACUCUUGAAAGAUCCUCAGGUGGCGUCGUUUGCAAAGUACCUUUGUCGAUUGCGUCCUAUGGUUGAAAGCGAUGACACGGAGGAUCUGGCCAAAGAGGAGCUGCGAGCGAGUUAUUUUACGAGCGUGCUGUACGAGUGUCUGACGAUGGACAAAGUGGAGAUGCUGGGUGCCCAUGUGUGGUUGUACGAUGUUGCGAAUCGAUUGGAGGAUCUGGAUGAGAUCUCGUGGAGGAGUCUUUGGGAGCUGAGGAUCCUGAAGCAGUACUAUGAGAUGCAGAUGGGGCGCCGACUCUUGGAGAUACAAGAUCGCCGAGGCGUUGGUGGUGGUGGUGAUCUUGGACACCGGACGGCUGGGCCGAGAGGUGGUGGCAGUAGUGACAGCGGGAUUCGGAUGAUUGAGGACGAUGGGAGCCAGACGUUGGUCAAGAUCAGCCGGAUUACGGAGCUGUACUCUGAGGUGACGAAGCGGGUUGACCAAGCGAUGAAGGUGCCUGUCGAGGAUGAGGGCGCGCGGUUUAUGGAGCGAGAAAGGGAGGAGGAGGAUGCUGGUGAUGAUUUGUGGAAGACGACGCGAGGCAAGGCGCGCCACUACUUUGCAAAUGGGACGUUUCCUUCCUUUACUGAGAGUGAAGCGCGUGGUGGAAGUGGUGGUCACCAGAAACGUGAGUCUGGAGCCAAGUCGUAUUCGAGAGGUCGCGGACAGCAACAGCAACAGCAGCAGCAGCAGCGGCAGCAAGACGACGAAGAAGAAGAAGAAGAGGAAAUGGAAGGAGAAGAAGAGGUUAUGAGUAGUAAGAAGAAGAAGGUGGUGAAGACUGACUGGUUCAAAGUGUGGCUCGAGUUGAAUAGGAUCCCUGGGCCAGAUCAGAUCCGAUCGAUGAAACGAGCCCUAGAGAACACGGUGGACCAAUGGCAGCCCCAUUUGGGUCAGGGAGGUGGCCAGAGCAGCAGCAGCGGUGCAGGUGGGAGUGAGAUGAAUGGCCUGCUCGCGCAGGUGUUCUCUGUGGCGUAUCCGCGGGUGAGCCUGAAGGUGCUUGAGUAUCUCGUUCUUGAUCAAGAGUAA